This is a messenger RNA of Plasmodium falciparum 3D7, 963 nucleotides long. RefSeq lists its product as uncharacterized. The record is from RefSeq and is a predicted model, not a curated record. Lineage: Eukaryota; Apicomplexa; Aconoidasida; Haemosporida; Plasmodiidae.
AUGCUUCUGUGCAGUAAAAAUUCUGAAGAAACCUACCAUAAUGUAAUAAACACAUUGUUAGAUGAUAUUAAGAAUUUCCAAGUAGAUGAGAAAUAUUAUUUCCUUAUAAAACAAAAACAAUUAGAAUCUCCGUUUUUUUCAUUAUGUAAAAUCAAUUUCAGAGAUGAUCCCAUAAUAAUUAAUACAAAUAAUGAUACCAAAGAAGAUGAAGCGUUUAACUUAAUAUUUCAUAAUAAAAAAAUAUUAGAUAAGAAAAAAAAAAAAAAACAAAAAGAAGAGGGACUAAUAAAAAAUUUAACAACAUGUGAUAAUAUUAUUCAAGAUGAAGAAUUUAUAGAUAAGUUGUCAAGUUUAUUAAAAUUAAAUCAUGAUACAAAUAUAAUUAUUGAAAAUAAGAAAAAUUUUGAUACAUUAUAUAAAUAUUAUUCAUUUUAUGAUGAUACAUUUAAUACAAGUUGUUUUUAUAUACAGGAUGAUUAUGAUCUUUUCUUAAGCAAACAUGUUAACGGCUUAUAUAUUUUAUCUAUUAGUAAAUAUAGUAAUAUAUUAAAAAAUAUUUUAAGUGACCUUAUAAAUAUGAAUAAUGAUAAAUAUAAUUUAAAAGAUUUGAUUAAACAAUAUGUACAAAUUAUAUUUGACCCUAGAUUAAUUAAUGCUGAUACGUCAGGAAAAAGAAAAACAAAAACAAUAUUCAUAAAUGAUGACAUGACUAUACUAAAUAUUAUUUAUAAAAAUAAUAUUUAUAAAAUUAAAUCAAAAAUUAAAGGAUAUUAUUAUGAUAUUAAUCAAAAUAUUGUUCACAAUCCUUAUUUGCUAUUCUAUAAUACACAAGAUGAAGGAUGGUUAAUUAUCGUAAAAAAUAAAAAUACGGAUCUAACCAAAUUUGUUGAAGCAACGGAUUAUUACAAUAAAAAAAAAUUAUGUAUUGAACAAUAUGAUGAACUUAUAAAAAAAAUGAAAUAA